AGUACAUACACAUGACAACCUGCAACGCUGUAGAUUCCCGACUGUAGCUAUCGCAGGCGAUUACCAGAUUCAUAGUGUGAAAGUCACCUUCGCUACAUACCUCUGUGUCUUGAUCGCAAAUUCCAUCACUGCGACCGUAGAAUUGAUCUUUCCUCGGGCACCAGAACAAAGAGAUCUUCACCCACUUUCUCCAAUCCGAUCUCCCACAAUAAGUCAGCUGCUGCAAGUGAUGAUGUGUGCCGUCGCGCUACACGAAAUCUCUUAGUGCCAAAAACAAAAACAACCACCACCUGAUCGGCCUGUUGAGCAUGUUUGCCCUCAAAUCUCUCUCGGGUUAUCUGUUCGGCAACACCGGCAGCAAACAGACCGUCGUCGAAAUCUCCCAGGGUCAACUCUACAUCGUGCGCCCGCAGUCUCCCAAAGGCUACAGUGAGCUCAUCUUCAAAGACUCCGCCGCCAUCAUUCGCAAGACUGGACAGGACUUUCAAUAUCAGCUCGUCAUCCAACGCGCCUACGAGGAAGGCGAGGCGGAACUCUUAGACGAAGAAGGCCGCGAAGAGGAGGACAUCGACGCAUCUGGUGACAAGGACGAGAAAACAUUCCUGCUCGAUCAGGAGCUCCAUUUUCGCAUCGAGAGGAACGCGGACGGCGAAUUUGUGCUCGCCUGGAACGACCUGUUUGGAGAUUCUGGGGAUCUCUUCGAGUUUGUUUGUGACAAGUCGACCCGACCCGAGACAGCCACUACCUUCCAACUCGUCGCUGCUCAGUGCCAGUACGAACGGAAAUAUCGCAAGAGCCACCAAGCUGCCACUGAAGAAGACCUUCAAGAGUUUGCGUUCCUAAACGAGCCAGCCAUACCUGCAGCGAGCCCGCUUCCCAGUCCCAUCUCACAAACGCCAGCUGCGAUAGCUUCCCCGACAUCUCGAUCGCUCGCCAAUCUUCGUGACGAACCAAACAUGGCCCGGGACUCUAGCAAGAAAGUGUCCGCACCACUCCGAGCGAUCGAGCAGACGCCCACUAAAGCACCUGCGUUCCGCAAAGCUCCAGACAGCCGCGAAGUCCUUGCCAAAGAGCAAGCCGAGCUGCAUUUGUUCGAUUUUCAAUCCGGGACUUUCAUCCUGCAAGAUGAGGACGUUCAAGCUUUGGUCAUCGAGACCAGCAAUUGGAACUACUGGCUUCAGAUCACAGGCGGCAAGCAACAAUGGCUGAGCCAACAGGUCCUACAAGACAUCAAUCCGGUGUUCAAUUUUGAAUAUCAAAGUUUCAUCUUCAAUCACUACACCGAAGAUGGUUCAGCAUAUUCCUGGCUCUUAAAGUUCGAGGAUCGUGAAACCAUUGAGCGUUUCCAAGGAGGCCUCAUGCAGGCUCUUUGGGAGCAUGCCAACGAGACUAAAUGGGCCAAGGCAGUCAAGGACAAUGACCGCGACUAUGUUCUCGAUGCUUUCAACGAUCUCGUGCUAGAAGACCCCCGCGACGAUGAGCGGGAACGGGAAGCUGCUGAGGAAGACGAGGAAGACGAGGAUGAUUUCGAGGACGCCGAAGAGCGUCGGGAAGAGGCGAAUUACGAUGAGGAUGAGGAUGGCGAUGAGACUGACGAUCAUGACAAAGACGGCAACGUCAACAGCCAGCUUGCUGUUGGUGCGUCUGUUGAUCGUUCAUUCGUCGUGCGAGGCGACAAGAUUGGCGUGUUCAAACACACCCCGGACAAUCAGCUUCAAUACAGCACAACAAUCAACCAGGUUAAGACCCCUGGCGGAAAGACCUUUUCGCCGAAGAAGGUCAUGCUGCACCAGCAGGACCAUAACAUGAUUCUACAGAGUGCAGACAACCCUCACAGCCUCUUUCGUAUGGAUCUUGAAGUGGGUAAAGUGGUCGACGAAUGGAAAAUCCACGACGACAUCCCCGCAGACAUUUUCGCGCCGUCGAGCAAGUUUGCUCAGAACACCGGUGAAGAGACAUUCCUCGGGCUGUCCAAAAAUGCCUUGUUCCGCGUAGACCCUCGACUUUCAGGUAACAAACUCGUCGAGUCGGAAUUGAAGCAGUACACCAGCAAGAAUGACUUCUCCGCGGCGGCCACAACCGAAAAGGGCUACAUCGCUGUCGCCUCAAACAAAGGAGAAAUCCGCAUGUUCGACCGUUUGGGAAUCAACGCCAAAACGGCAUUGCCUGCGCUCGGCGAUCCCAUUAUCGGUAUCGACACAAGUGCCGACGGUCGCUGGAUUCUCGCCACGACCCGUACCUACCUCCUCCUCAUCGACGCCUUACAAAAGGACGGCAAAAAUGAAGGCAAGCUUGGCUUCGAGAAGUCCUUUGCGAAGGACUCCAAGCCUCAACCACGACGCUUGGGUCUUACGCCCUCACACGUCGCCCAAUUCCAACACGAGACUCACGCGCCGUUGUCGUUCACGCCCGCCCACUUCAACACAGGAGAAGGCAAGGACGAAACAACCAUCAUCACAGCCACGGGUCCCUUCAUCAUUACAUGGAGCCUCAAGAAAAUCCUCGCGGGCCGCAAAGACCCCUACAGCAUUAAACGCUACGCAGAAGAGGUCAAGGCGGACAACUUCCGCUAUGGCAGCGAUAAGAACAUCGUCGUCGCCUUGCCCAAUGAGGUCGAUAUGGUGGCUCGCCGUGCGCUGCAGAGACCCACCCGUGAGAGCAUCAUGGCUACGCCUAGGAGGAGUAAGGGACGCGCGAGCUAUUUGAGGAGUGAAAUUGUCAAUUCUCCGUAUUGAUUGAGAAAAUGUUAGGGAGGAUUUGAGUGGGAAUCUGAGGACUUGGCUUUUGGGAAGAAGUGGUUUUUGUAUUUAAGACGGGCUGUCGCGUUUUGAAUUCGAGACGAAUGAUGUUUGAUGAAUGGAAUGAAGGAAACGGACGUUAGUAAGACUGUGGAUCAGAAUGCGAAAAAUCUCACACGUCUGUCUUGAUUAGCACGACGACGUCGCGGGAAUAUAUUUAAAUCAAUGAUACCCAAACACUCCCCUCAUCAC
This is a messenger RNA of Dissoconium aciculare CBS 342.82, 2990 nucleotides long. Its product is annotated as VID27-domain-containing protein. The record is from RefSeq and is a predicted model, not a curated record. Lineage: Eukaryota; Fungi; Ascomycota; Dothideomycetes; Mycosphaerellales; Dissoconiaceae. The transcript has a single exon. Gene Ontology annotation, cellular component: cytoplasm; nucleus. The coding region runs from base 309 to 2735 and encodes 808 amino acids.